Molecule: messenger RNA, 7548 nt
Organism: Pseudo-nitzschia multistriata
Lineage: Eukaryota; Bacillariophyta; Bacillariophyceae; Bacillariales; Bacillariaceae
Source: the annotation of a GenBank genome assembly
CAAUGUCGAUAUCGAGGCAGGGUGAUCGGCGUUGGUAACAUUUCUUCGCAGUAGAACAGAGAUAUCGAACCUGUGUUUUUCUUUUCUUCGGAAUGUCCACCGUGGUGUAGAAUCAUUUAGAAAUGUGCAAUGCACUCAUUCCGGUUGGGAUAAAUCCUUGUCAACGUACUAUUUUCUGAUGAUUGCCAAGCAUUCUUCCGAGCGUACUCCAGGCCGUUCUACAACCGAUAUUUCUCAUAGUAUUUUAUUUAGAAUCAAACUCGCAAAGUUUUCUUCUGACACACUUUUGAUUUCAGGACAAUGAAAGCAGCUUUGCUUCCGGUUAUUCUGAAUCUUGACAAAGUCGUUUGAAGUCGAGGUUAAGACGAGGUGAGGAAGCAAGAAAAUCGCGAGCAAGUGUUUGCAAAUGGGUGGGCCGUCUUGAUGGUUCUCGUCAUUGCUGUAAUUGUGACGGUCGACUCCAGUGUCACUCCCAGUCUGAUCUGGGAUCGAAGCAGACGCUUUCUUGGUAGACUUUUCCAAAAACGAACGGCAACUGCAAUAUCUGAGCGGUGGUAUGGACCGCGACGACUGCGAUGGCGACAAGAGGCAAAAAUAGUAUUCGUCGUCGUUCCUUGCCUCCUUGCCCGAAAGUUGAAAAGAACUCCCAGUAGGCGGUGUCGCCAUCGACGACGAGCGAAUAGCGUGCACAAACCGCCCUGAAGGUGCUACUAACUUAGUAACAAGAGAACCGUGAGAAUCUACAAUCGCCAGUGCAGAAGACAAAGUCUUGUGGCCAAAAAUAAACUCUGCAACGGAGAGUAAUUCGUCAGAAUCAACAGCAUCCGAAGAGUUCUCGCCACUUUCAUAUUUAGCCCUGCAAUACGUAUCGAGUUGCUCCAGUGGAUCUUCCCUGCCACUAGAAAAUAAGGUUGGCCUCGUUAUUGCCAUCGUUUUCAUUAUCGUGAUCGUGAAAAUGAGGACUGACAAUCAAUUAAUUAUUCGAAAACCACGAUCCAAAAUUCGAAACUGCCUUUCAAAACGCUGGUUACAAAAAAUUUCUUGCUGAAACCAAAAAAUGUUAUCUGUUACAGUAACUACUAGUAGUAAAAGUAUUACCAUAACCGUUGAGCAGCUCAACAUUUCCAUGUACAAGUACCGUACUCAGCGCUCGUAGUAUUUUUUAGGUACAUUAUUUUGUUGAGCAAUUAGUGCGUACAAACACUAGUUAUUUUUUUGCUCAAGUACAUGCACCUCAACUGGUUACAAAGCGCGCAGACUGAAUUUUGUAACCAGAAUUUGUAACCAAACCCUUCCCUAAGGAGAGCCCAUAGUUUUUACACGAUACCACUAGUAGUGUGGUUACAAAAAAAGCAGGUCUGGUUACAAAAACAGGCGCACUGGUGCGCUUCUGCGCGCUUGUUGUAACCAGGCAAAUGCAACUCAACAGGUACAAACUAAAAACUGUCUUCACUACUGUAAAUACAUAGUAUCAGUAAUUGUACACAUUAUCUUGUACAAGGAGUAUGGGCAAAAGUUAGCAGUUCUCAGUUGAAAACUGAUCUUGAUUGCUAUUCCAGUACAAACUCGUGUAGAAAACACCGUAGAAAUAUUGAUUUGCAGGGGGAGAAACAAGCAAAAAAACAAGCAAAACACAAAAAAGCAACACCAGCAGCAGUAACUUGUAUCAUAUCAGCGGCUCUCUUCUCUGUAUUGUAUUGUCAGCAACUCCUUGUAUCGUAUCAGCGGCUUGCUCCUCUGUGGUAUCAUAUCAGGCGCUCGCUCCUCCGUAUCGUAUCAGCAACUUGUAUCUUAUCAGCGGCUUGCUCCUCCGUAUCGUAUCAGCAGCUUGCUCCUCCGUAUUGCAACUCAUAUCAGCAUCCUCCGUAUCAGCAUCCUCUGUAUCAGUGUCCUCCCUGUCAGUGUCCUCCGUAUCAGCGGCUCCUCCAUAUCAGCGACUCGUAUCAGUGAACUCUGUAGUAUCAGCGAUUGGCUGCUGAGUACAUGGAAAUGUUGAACUGCUUCAACGGUUACGUAAAUUUCUGUGGAAGAGCUGUGCUUCAGCGCAACAAGUACCUUCAACACUAACAAGCUCUUGAGCUUGUUAGUGUUGAAGAUACUUGCAGUAUCCUCACUUCAAUCUCAAGCUAAAGCUCACAAUCUCAGUGAUGUUACUGGUGUAACCAAAUUGUACCAGAAAAUGUACUCUGUUGAGGCCCGUGUUAUUUGUGUGGGAAAAGUUUUGUACUGUGUGUUCUCAAGCUAACAACAACAACAACAACAACAACAACAACAACAACAACAACAACAACAACAACAACAACAACAACAACAACAACAACAACAACAACAACAACAACAACAACAACAACAACAACAAUUUGAAGGCACCCAUCAGCAGCAGCGACGCUUAGCAACACUAUCAGCAAAAUCAUCAAUGCCACUGACCAACAUAACCAACAACAUUUGUCAAGGACAACACAACAAUUGAUGAGAAGGAUAACAUGACAACCACACCGGCAAAACCAACAACACCAAGGGCUUUUGUUGAGUCCCAAGCAUCUUCCCUUGAAGCAGCCUUUGAGUUACUAGAAUCAGAUGUUGAAACUUUGUUUGAAUAUGAAAGCUCAAGUGAUGAUGAGGUGGUUGAUGAUACUGGGCCUAAUUAUGAUUCUAAUGCUUCUGGAAUGAGUCACAAGGAGGCAUCACAAAUAGAGUUCUUUAAUGUAAUCACACAGAGGAGCCAGACAGCUUGGAACUGGGAUGAUGCUGUUGAGCCUCAUGAUAUUGAGCUCUUAUAGUGGAAGAAUGGAACUAUUAUUUAUAGCUGUCUCAACUUUCCAAAGGUUCCAGUUGGUGAUGAAAGGAGGGAUCCAAUGUUGUGAUGGUUUGAACCAAAACAGAGACCAUAAAAUACGUCCUUGAUGUCAUGGUGUGAUUGAUUCUUGAACUUAUCUUCACUUCUGGACUAGCAUCAGGAAAGGAGUGGUGGAAGUCCUCUGGUGUCCACUUGGUUGCAUUUCCUUGAAUAGAAGGAAUAUUUAUAAUUGGAGAAUAGCAUUGCAAUGCCUGCACAUUUGAACCACAUCCUUGUUAAAGGAGCCAUAUUCUCCACAAAGUUUGGCAUACAAUGCAAUAGAGAACUCCAAUUUUGAUUUCCACUGUCUACCUGUGUACCAGAGGUAGUCCCAUUUUAUUACAGCAUCUUUCUCGCAUUCAUCUCUAAAUAAUUUGAGAGCUGCUUAAAGCCCAUUGUGUAGGUUUUGACUUUUUCUUGUGAUGUUGCUGAGCAAGCAGUAUGGUUUGGUGUGUAUUGCAACACUGAAAGUACCCAGUGUCAUGUUCAGUGGAGUGAGAGUGAGUCUUCCUUGUGCAUCCAAAGAUAUUCCAUUCAUAUAGAAAAUGGAAAAUGAUGGGUAGAAGAAGUAGUGAAUCAGAGGUGCAAAUUUCAUCUCAGCAAGAGGUCUUCCGCCAGGUAGCAUUGUGCAAUUCUGAAAUUACAGAAUUGUCAUUCAACUGUGGUUCAUUACACCAAGACAGAGGAGUUGUGGUGUUAGGAAAUGAGAGAUUUUCUUCCCCCCUUAGUUCCUUGUCUGAGAGUAGAGAGUAGAGAGCAUCAUGAAAGGACCUAACAUACACCUGUGUUGGUUAAAUAUACUAGUCAUUCUCCAAUGUGGAUUAGUAUCACUGAAGUCAAAUCCUGUUCUGUUCUGACUUUUCUGGUGUGCUUAUUUCCAUGUUGAUGUUAAUGUAGCAAGUGGAAGUUUGUGCUUUGCCAUUAGGUUCAUAGUAGUAGUUCAAUCUCUGCAAGAAGCUGGGCACAUAUAUGACAAAACAUCAUGUAAUUUUGUUGUCCUUCCUCUCUUUUUUGAUUGAAAUCAAUGGUUUCAUUUGCUGGCUGUGACAGAGGUUAGACAGCUUGAGGUGGGUCAGGAUUAUCUCUUGAUUCUGUGCAUUGCUGUUGUCAAAAGUACAUUUGCCAUCACUAUCACCAUUACCAUCACUGUUGCUACUACUGUCUUGAGCAGAGGCAGCCACCAUGUGAGAUUCAAUAAGACUUCUUUCCAUUGGUUGGACAAAUCCAUUGUGGAUGACUUGCCUGUUAAAUAUGGAGUGAAAGUUGCUUGCCAAAGAAGGCCUUGGUCCAUGAUUAGGAUUGCUGAAAUGGGAUGGCAGACUUGGUCUAUUUGCAACCAUUGAAAUCAGUUCAAGAAUGGUAAACUGGAGGAAUAGAUGUUUACUCUCUAAUUGAAGUAGAAAAAUUUAUGUCACUUCCUUUAUAGAGGUUCUGGGAAUUGUAGACAGAAUAGCAUUCUGAAUUAUGCAAGAAAUGUCCUUUUUAUCCUGCUGUGACAUGAUUGACUGUGACGUGAUUAGUUGAUUGAGAUUUAUAGUCUUUGAACUUUGAUUUCUUCCCUUCUACUAGUACUAGUUCCCAACACUCAUGACAAUAGAAUACAAUAGGGGUUCUGAUUGCAGGAGGCAUGAUAGUAGUGCAAUGUACAGUAAAAUAAAAAGAGUAGAUGAUGAAAAGAAUAGAACAACAAGGAAGGCAGAACAAAAGUUUGUUUUGAUGCAACAAUUUUUUGUUUUGGUGUACAGACGAUUCAAAAUUGCAGGAGACAACUCACAUAUUCUGCCCUGUCAUUGUUCUUGUUGACACCAAAAUCUUUUUGUUGUUCUACUACUAGUACUACUAGUAUGAACACUCCUGGUACUCCAUGAUGCCAGCAUAACACUUAUACCUUCCACCAACAAUGAUUACGACGGCAAAAACGAGAAUACCUACUGUACGGCAGAACAAUUCCAAUCAAUGGAUUUUUCUUCAUGAAGGUUUAUUCGUGGUGGUACGAUUACUGUACAGAACUAUCAUAAAAAUGUAGCACUACUAGUAGUACAUACUUGGUACCCAUUAGUGCUCUCAUUUUCCACACAACACACAAAUACGUCUCACUUUUCGAAGUGCUUUGCGAUAUUAGGUAUUUACCCUCAUACUGAACGAUUCUUCCAUUCUACUUGAGCGAACGAAGAAAGGUUUCAAAGCGAUUUUCUCUCAAACUUACGGAAGGGUGCUCUCCAAUAAUCAAGGCACUACUGUAAUCACAUUGAUUGAUAAUGUGUCAACUUGAGAACGGUUCUCAUUAUUCGAAAGACGUGCACGUACCGUACGGUACUUGGGUACUGUAGUGGAGGAAUUGAAAAAAAAAUCUGUUUCAAUUACUGUAUUUCAAUUACCUGUACGUAAUUGCUACUGGUAUGGUACGUAUGACCAGAUGCUUCAAUUAUUUUAUGCUACAAUACUCCCUAAAAUACCGUAUUGUUUCGCCAUAUGUCAAGCUUAGCGAUCCGGGUCGUAAGAUUAUUAGAAGAACGAAUGUCAGCGAAUCGCUGGUUGAACAGCUGCUGAUAAAAACAGUACAGGGUCGCGAAUAUGUUAUUCAAUAACCGAACAGUGAUUCGUACAAGGAAUAGGCAAGUACCAGGCAAGUAUCGUGCCGUACGGUAGCGUGCCGUACACAGUUCGUUGUUGGUGAUGGCUGAAGUAAGUAAGUGCAUGUACCGGUACGUAAUUACUUAUGAUCUUUUCCCUUUUGAUUACUACUACUUACUUAUCGUUCUCUUGAAUUGGAAUGACCCGUAAGUCCUUCAGGCUGUCAAAAGGCCUCCUGAAAUAACAACUUCCUUGCAAUUUUUGUUCUUUCUCCUAAAUUUCACUCCAAUUUCACUCAUCGCUAAUGGAAAAAAUAGAACGAUAAGUCACUUCAAGGACGGUCUGAGUACGUACCUAGUAGCAAUAGAAACGCCCAUUGCAACGUCAUCGAUAAAGUGCGAUACUCUGGUCAUACGGUCUUCAAAAUUUACAACCGGAGUCAUCCUACCGGAAAUAUCCUACUUGUGCCAUGGUGUCAGACAAGGCAAGCAAUAUGGAAGCAGAAAAGUUCUCGAGGUGUUCGGGGAAAGCCAUGAUGUUAUGUGAUAGUGAAUUCUUAGAUGCGUGCUGCCCUAUUUGCUAUGAGCCGUUUCUUCCUGUGGAUGUUGAUCCGAUUCGACCAGUGGCAGCGAAAGUUGGUAGCGAGUCAACUUUUUGCCGUCAAGAAGACUCACAGUCUUCUACGGAUGAAAGAAACGGCAUAUACAAGAAAGCCGAUGGUGACUGUAGAAAAGAAGGAACCUCUUCUAAAGAUAUUGAUAUUCUUAUUAUUCACCAGCAAGAUGACCGACAUUCACACACCGAUACUGAGAAGGAACAUUGCCAACCUUGUCACGGAAAUUGCCGUCUUGAUCCAAGACAACGAGUGACAAUCCCGGAAUGUGGACAUGAAUAUUGCCGUGGGUGCAUCAAAAAACAUUGUUCGUAUGCCAUUUUGAUUCGGGAUAUGCCGAUUCAGUGCCCUGGAUGUACGAGCGGCACUUCUAAUCCUUGUUCUUCUUUGCUCCCUGAAGAUAUUAUUGAAGAGUCAUUACUACUGAAAGAGAAAUCCGUAGAAGAGGAUGGCGGCGAUUGCCCAAUAAAUACUCUGUCAUCUUCUGCCCGCAAGGAAGGAAGUACUGUCAACCAAGAUUUGAUCAAGUUUCAACGCCUUCAGAGAAUGUUGAAGGAUCCAUCAUUGAUAUCUUGCACACGUUGCGAUGAGCUAAUUCCGCCAGAUUCGAACAUACAGAUGAUUGGCUGCGUUGAUCCAAAUCGCAUCGAAUGUCCUGCCUGUCAUCACGUAUUUUGUCGGAUUCAUGGGGAUGCACACCUCGGGAUGGAUUGUUACACUGCUUCUGCGAAAAAAACUGAUGAACGCAAUGAACGAAAAUCGGAGUCUGCAAUUCGCAAGCGUUGCAAGCCUUGCAGCCACUGCCAGUCUCUAAUAGAACGGGUAUCAGGAUGCGAUCACAUCAUCUGCCCCGUGUGUCACAAUGACUUUUGUUUCAGGUGUGGUACCCACAUCUACCUUCAAGGCGAAGGUAUGGUUCGAGAUUGUUCCAAAUGCCAGAAGUCCUACAUCGAUCACAGGCACAUUGGAAAGUACCGUCUGUGCAUCGGAUUGUGGGUGCCAUUGCUGCUCCCCUUUUAUAUCUCCUACAUCACGAUGACCAUAGGGUUUGCAAUAGUUACAUGCGGAUUCUUCUGCUGUUUGGGAUGUGGUAUCAGAAAGGAUAAGAAAACGGAUUCCAUAAUAUUUAUGCCCGUAAUGGCGGCACGGGAAAUUCUGAACUUUGUCUUCCUACCGUUCGUCGACUUGUCCCGCUCAUGUGGGAUACCGUGCUGUUUCUGUAACAAUGCUCCUGGUCUUGGUAAAGGACAGUAUGCAGAUAACGACGACGAUGACGAAGAAGACUACGACGAUAGUGUAGAAAGCGAGGACUACGACGAAGAAAAUCAAAUGCAAGAAAAUUCGCUUCGUUAGAAAACUACUGCUGCCCUCGCUGCUGUUGCUACUUCUGCUGAUAGCAAUGCUUCUGGGAGCUUCUGAUGCUCUGAAUGUUUAAGCUUCAUCUUCAUGACUAUAUAUUUAUCUCUCCAAUUUUUUAACGUUACUGUGCAUCCAUCUAAUCAUAUAAUGAACUAUUAGGAAAUUA